CCAAGCAAUAAGUAUUGCGUCACAGAUUAAAAAUUUGUGCUGGAUUUAAAUCACGCACGGAAUUAUUCAUUUUAGUGUAAUACACGUUUUUACAAUGAUAACAGUUAUCCGGCCAUAAAUCUUCGUAGGUACCGGCAUAUCGGCCUAUCGCAUCCUACGUGAGAUACAUCGAGGUCCGUGUAUUUUCUUUUCACGGACAGUAUCUGACCUAAAUUUAAAUAUUCGUCUCAUUUCCUUAAUUGUUAUCAUUUACGCGUAUAUAAAGACUGGCGAGAGGAAACGAGCGUUAGAUUAACAUUUAAACUUCCAAACUUCUUUGUCGAAAUUUUGCCGGCUAAAAAUGUUGUUGGUACUUUGUGUCUUGGGUAUUGUCGCCAUACCUAAGCUAUCAGGUAAGAAUAGUAAUAUUAAAUCUGAAUCAUUCAAUCAAAGCCCGAAAAUCGUGGGCGGCAGCUCUGCUGGUGAAGGACAAUACCCUUAUCAAGCAUCCCUUCGAUACCGUGGCCGUCAUUUCUGUGGCGGUUCUAUCAUAAAUAAGCGAUGGAUCCUUACAGCUUCUCAUUGUUUGACGGGUUUUAAUGAUACGGCCAUUUCCGUUGUAUUGGGCACAAACACCCUAGAUAAGGGUGGCGACGAAUAUGCUUCGAUCAAGAAAUGGGUUCAUCCGUUCUACAGCUCCGCUUUAAUUAGGAAUGAUAUCGGAUUAAUCAAACUUGAUAGGGACAUCGUCUUUGGCGACAAAGUGAAACCGAUCAAUCUGCCUGCUAAAAAUUUUGACAAAUUUGAUUAUCCGGCAAUGUUGUCUGGUUGGGGUACAACCAGUUUUCCGGGAGAAGCACCAAAUGAAUUACAACACAUCCAGCUUACAGUUAUCGAUCAAAAGCAGUGCUUAAGUACCAGCUUUCGUAUCACCAACAACAACAUCUGCACUCUCAACAAGCAGGGCGAAGGCGCUUGUCACGGCGAUUCUGGUGGACCUCUAGUAACCGAUGGCGAGCAAAUCGGUGUGGUGUCUUGGGGAGUUCCUUGCGCUAAAGGACACCCGGAUGUAUUUACACGAGUCCACUCCUACUUGGAUUGGAUCAAGCAGCAUAUCCAAAAGGAAAAUUGAUAGACUUUCUCCAGAAUUUCGAAUUAGUUCUCACUUAUUCCGUAAAUAGAAAAUUGAUUGUCAAAUAACGAAGUUGACGAAGUCAAAUAAUUUGAUUUUAUUCUAUAAAGUACUGCAAUAAAUAUAUUUAUUAUAUAAGAAAUUAUUGUAUUUAAAUAGCAUAAAAUAAAUUCCUUUGCAUGUACACAGACAUAAAAUUAUAACUAACUUUUUAAUGUUGUGCGUUAGUUGAUAAAAUUAGUUAAAGUAAUAAAGAAAUAAAGUUAAUGCAAAUUUAUUUAACAAAGCAUAAAUAAUAUAAAUAAUAUAGAAUACUGCUUAAAACAAAAAAUACGUAUUUUAUUCACGUAAUCGUUAAUUUUUAUCGGUUGAGGCGACAACCUGAUAAGUAAAGCUGCUAGCAGCUGCUCACCAGAGAGACUAAACAGACGUGCUACGCCGUCUGUUUCUCACACAAAAUUAUUCUUAUUACAAUAAUUAUUUAUAAUUUGAAACAACAUAACCAUAACAACGCGGACGGUGUGAGUUCUAUAUGUAAAUUUCAAUUAUUUCAAUUAUUAUUAUUAAUAAAAUUCUUAAUUAUUACAAACAAAAAUAUCACGAAAAUCUUUCAUAUAUAUGAACGAAAUAUUAUAUUAUAAUAAAAGCAUAAAAACAAACUUGAAUUCACACACAGUACGUUCCAAUUUCAGCGAUACAUGACCAGUAACGCGAUCUAGAUUAGCUAGAUAUUUUACAAUUGCACAUAAUUGACAUUAGCAUAAUUUCAACAACAGUAGACAUCUUGCCAAGCAGAAUUAACUUGAUUCAGCUUCAAAUGUCACGUGCAUACAUCCGACAAAAAUUAAAACAUUUAUAAUAAAAUACAUCAAAUAAAUCUUAAGCAUAAAAUUAAACGAUCAAGAGAGCAACAUAUCCUUUCAUAAUAAAAAACUUUAUAAUGCUAUACAUUUUAGCACUAAUAAUUCGUUUUAUUUCAAUAGUGAUUCGCGUAUCUAUGUCAAGAAUUACAGAGAAAAUAAUGAUUAUCGUAUCCUUUCAUUUACUGAGAAUAUUCGUAAAAAUCGUGUUUUUCGCCACUGCCAUGCGCGGUUUCUCGAUUAACGAUCGGUGAAUUUAAGGAACCAACGCGAAUCCUGAACAAAGAUCUCGGGCAAGCUCCUAAUGACCUACUUCUAGCGGCGCAUGCUCGUAUUUGAGUGCAUCCGACGUCUCUUCGAAGGAAAAAACUUCGCGUAGCUGCGCCCGACAGCAGGUGAUGACUUUCGUGCACGGAACAAAGUUCAAAAGGAAAAAA
Molecule: messenger RNA, 2408 nt
Organism: Ooceraea biroi (clonal raider ant)
Lineage: Eukaryota; Metazoa; Arthropoda; Insecta; Hymenoptera; Formicidae
Product: chymotrypsin-2
Biological process (GO): proteolysis
Molecular function (GO): serine-type endopeptidase activity
Source: RefSeq, a predicted model, not a curated record